This is a messenger RNA of Danaus plexippus (monarch butterfly), 1520 nucleotides long. RefSeq names its product methylthioribose-1-phosphate isomerase. Gene Ontology annotation, molecular function: S-methyl-5-thioribose-1-phosphate isomerase activity. Lineage: Eukaryota; Metazoa; Arthropoda; Insecta; Lepidoptera; Nymphalidae. Bases 177 to 1232 code for a protein of 351 amino acids. The record is from RefSeq and is a predicted model, not a curated record. The transcript has 8 exons.
AGAUUUUCGAUAAAACUGAAAAAUAUUAAAUUUAAAAGUUAAUGUAAUUUAAAACUAUUAAUAAUUUAUAAUUGUCAAUACGGCACCAAUACAGAAUUUCAAAGUUUGACAGUUGAAAAUAAGAACUGGGAUGUGUGUUUUAUUAGUGUUAAGGCGUAAAACUAGAAAAAACAAGAAUGAGCUUAGAAUCAAUAAAAUAUGAGAGAGGUAAAUUGGAAAUUUUGGAUCAGCUGUUACUGCCACUCCAAACUCGAUAUGUAAAAGUGCAAGGUGUUGAAGAUGGCUGGAAAGUUAUUAAUAAAAUGCAAGUCAGGGGAGCACCAGCAAUAGCUAUAGUUGGAUGCCUAUCAUUGGCUAUAGAGCUUAUGAAAGAUGACUGCUCCGACAAAAAAAUUAUGAGGCAAGAGAUUGAAGGAAAAUUAAAUUAUCUUGUGUCGGCGCGACCGACAGCUGUUAAUAUAAAAUUAGCCGGUGAUGAGCUUAUUAAUUUCGCAAAUAGUUUGUGUGCAGAUGAAAAUGUAUCCGCUGAUGAUUUCAGAGAGAGGUUUAUAAGGAGCAUAGAAAAUAUGUUGAUAAAAGACAUUGAGGACAACAAGGCUAUUGGCAAGUAUGGUUGUGAAGCUAUACUCAAGACCAUAGAGGGUGAUGGUCAUGUUAGAAUUCUGACACAUUGCAACACUGGGUCCCUAGCCACGGCUGGAUAUGGGACCGCAUUAGGAGUUAUAAGAUCAUUGAAUGCUGCCAAGAAAUUAGAACAUGUAUACUGUACAGAGACCCGUCCAUACAAUCAGGGAGCGAGGCUGACUGCAUAUGAAUUAGUUCAUGAGAAAAUACCCGCAACACUAGUUGUAGAUAGCAUGGUAGCAGCAAUCAUGCAUGCAAGGAAUAUUAGUGCAGUGGUUGUUGGAGCUGAUCGGGUCGCUGCCAAUGGUGAUACUGCAAAUAAAAUAGGAACAUACCAAAUAGCAAUAGUGGCAAAACACCACAAUGUGCCUUUUUAUGUAGCAGCCCCGCUCACAUCUAUAGACAUGUCAUUGAAGUCAGGAGACAGGAUCAAAAUAGAGGAACGGCCGGAUAGAGAAAUGACACAUAUUGGUGAACAUAGAAUUGCUGCUCCAGGUAUAAAUUGUUGGAAUCCCUCAUUCGAUGUGACGCCAGCGGCACUUAUUACAGGAAUUAUUACUGAGAAAGGUGUCUUCGCCCCGGAUAAAUUAUAUGAAGCAGUUCCCUAACAAAUAAUAUUAUGCCAGCAGUAUAAGUUCCUAUAGUGUACACUAUUAUAAUGUGUUACAACGCUCAUAUAAAAAAAUAUAAUCCUAUGUACCUAUAAAGAAAUAUUAUAUUUGAUAUUACAAUUUUAUAACCUGUUUAUAUAAUAAGUGAAAAUGAUUACAAAUUCAACAAAACAUUAUGAAUCUCUUCCAAGUAACUGCUGAAAUUUAAGAGGCUCUGACUAUUAUGUCGGCCCAGAAAGACGUUAAUACUAGAAGCGUGCUAAAAUAAACCGAAAAAAAAAUUUA